Phaeodactylum tricornutum CCAP 1055/1 is the source of this 846-nucleotide messenger RNA. RefSeq lists its product with no specific name. The coding region runs from base 1 to 846 and encodes 281 amino acids. Gene Ontology annotation, molecular function: magnesium ion binding; thiamine triphosphate phosphatase activity. The record is from RefSeq and is a predicted model, not a curated record. Gene Ontology annotation, biological process: dephosphorylation; thiamine metabolic process; thiamine diphosphate metabolic process. The transcript has a single exon. Lineage: Eukaryota; Bacillariophyta; Bacillariophyceae; Surirellales; Neidiaceae.
AUGGCUUUCGUAUUUUGCCAGUCGAAUCUCUCAAUUGCACUACCAAUAUCACGGAUCCGUUUCUUGACUCGCUCAUUGCGUACAUCUCAACUUCCCAGGCAGCACUCAAAUUCCGACGUCUUUGAGGUAGAACAGAAGUUUCCGCUUUCGCUAGACUCUCUGCCAAUCUUGGAAGAGCGGCUACGGAUUUUGGGUUUUGAACAAAUUACAACGAAGGAACUGACAGAUUGGUAUUUUGACAACGUUUGCAGCGACCUUGUGCAGCAGGAUUGCUGGCUACGCUACCGAGAAGAUGAGAAUCAAGGGGAAUGGCAACUCAAGAAAGGAGUAAGAGGUCAAUAUAACGGAGCAAAUACGUCGACAGUAUAUGAAGAAAUUGAAGGCGCGAAAGCUUUGAACGCUGCUGUAGACCUUUUGGCAAAAGUGGAAAGAAAAGCAGAUGUCCCUCUACCAUUCGAAUUUGCUGGUUUUGCCCCGUUUCACAUUCCGAAGCUCCUCGAGGAAAUCUCCUUGUUACAACUUCACCCCUUCGCCCGAAUUUUGACAAAAAGAGCAAGCUGGGUAUCUACUGACCAAUGCAAUAUGAUGUUUUGGGCUCUGACUGUAGAUUUGGACAUAACCGAUUUCGGAUACGCGGUGGGUGAAGUGGAAGCGAUGAUAAAGGACCGAAGAGACGUUCCUAGGGCCCGAGCAGCAAUAAAUGGCUUGGUUAAACGUCUCAAACCAGUAGGAACGCACUCUACGAUAGCGAUUGGGAAACUCGAAUAUUACCUACAGAGUCGACAACCAGAGCUUUACCAAAUGUGUAUCGAACGAGGCAUCGUAAAAGAGCCAGCUGCUGAAUGA